AUAUUUAAGUACUACAAAGUUCCUUUGUUUUUAAUCUGAGCAAAGUUAUUCUAAGAUGUAUAAAAAUAGUAAAAAUGUUACAAACUAUGUAAAGGCGUAAACAAACAUGUAAAUAAAUAUAAGUUAUAUUAAUACUAAUUUAGUUUAUUAGUUUACAUCGCGGGUCAUUUGAAUAAUAUUGUGUGUGGGUGUUAGAUUUAUUAAAUAUGAAGCCAGGAAAGAGCGUAGAAACGAAGGAAGAGAUAGUAGAAGUCCAUACGACGGCUCGUUCUCCUUCUCCAAACCAAAAAGGCAAGGAAAGCUCAAGAAGUCGUUCAGGAUCACGUAAGUUAUCCAACGGUCAUGUCCAUCAGGAAAAACCAGAAGAUAAUACUGAAGGACCCUCAGAUAAGUCAAAAUCGCGAGAAAACUGGACGAAAUCUGAACAAGAAUCUCUCGAUACAGAGUUACCAAUUCACGAUCAAAUUAAAAUGGGCAUAUUAGGUUUUGUUGAGAAGGAAAUCAAGAAAUCUGAUAAGAAUCCAUCUUUCGUGUUUUAUUCCCACGAUCCUAAUGGCUUGGAUGAGAAGUUCAUGAAGACGUUAUCCAGACCUUCGAGCGGUCAUAAGGAGAAACGUAGUCCGUCUUACAGAAAAAAGAAACGGCAUUCAUCCAAACAUAGGGAUAGAGAUUUGCAUGAUUUUGAAAUACCCGGUUCCAGUCUUAUUGCUUUAGAAAAAGUUGACGACUACUUAAAAGAAUAUAAUAAAGAAGAAGUGGUAACACUGAGCGGAGAAUUGGAAAUUGAGGCAAACGAUCUUGAAAAUAACAAUGGUAUGUCGAAAGAGUUACGUCACAAACCAAGAAAGACUCGCCGGAAAGUGAGAGAUGAGAAGCAGGACUCUAAUGCUAACGGCAGGGAAGUCAGCCCAAAAGUAUUUAAGACUGGUACCCGAGCUAAGACAGGAGCUAAAGCAACCCGCCCAACUGAUCUAACGACAAUGCUAGAAAGCCUGGAAGCAAGCGUUCCUUAUCAUGAUCAGUACAUAGAUAAUCCGUUUUCAUCACCAUCACCUCUUACAUCACCCAACGAUGAACGAAUAGACCCAUUCAGCCAUAGACCUGAGAAAAUAUACUUGCAAGGUGGUGGUACGUUCAGAGCUGUGUCUCGGGAUAGAAUAUUGGAAUCGCAGCAAUCCAGGGAGGGUGAUAAGUACUUAAGGCUCGGUGACCUAACGCCGUUGGACGUAGCGCUGACAGUACAGAAAAGUUGGCGUAAUUUCUCACCAGCGUGUCACGGUAUACUCGGUGGACUAUCUCUGAUGCACUUACUACUGAUUAGUUAUUCAGAUAGUCUGGACGCUGGACAUUUGUCGUUCCACGCUGUGGUUACAAUGCCAUACGUAGCGACGUAUUAUUUAUUCUGUGUGCUGUGUUUGUUGUCUGUUCUGGAUAGGCUAGAUAUAACCAGUAUAGAUUUAACCCGUGGUCUGCAGCCGUGGUUCCAACCGAUAGUUCUUGUUAUACUGUACACAGCAUGUUUGUUGGUUUGUACAGCUGCAAGGAUGUAUGACGAAUUAAUGGUAUACCAGUACACACCCCUGGUGGCCAAUUUGACUGGUAAUGUUACAACUCCGACAAUACCAACGUUUUACCAUACAUGGACGCACUUUUCAAUAUGGCGAGCGGUCUUGUCUAUAUUGGGGUUAGUUUAUUUCAUAAUAUCUAAUCCUCCGGACUUGGUUCACAUGAAUCUCAGUAAAUUGUUACAAUUUAAACCUACGUUACAAAGUAUUGGAUGAUCGAUUCAUAUAUUGGAAAAACUAUUACUUCUUUAGAUAUAAGGCUUAACAGAGUGCCUAGUGCGGGUUUUG
Molecule: messenger RNA, 1853 nt
Organism: Melitaea cinxia (Glanville fritillary)
Lineage: Eukaryota; Metazoa; Arthropoda; Insecta; Lepidoptera; Nymphalidae
Product: transmembrane protein 237-like
Exons: 6
Coding region: 207-1781 (524 amino acids)
Biological process (GO): cilium assembly
Cellular component (GO): ciliary transition zone
Source: RefSeq, a predicted model, not a curated record